GGGGCCGGGGCGGGCGGCGGCGGCGGCGGCGGCGGGGCGAUGCCGUUCCCCGGCGGGCUCUGGUGGCUGCUGUGCUGCCGGCAGGGCUUCACGCUGCUGCGGCGCGACUACGGCGAGGCGGACCGGGAGGCGGACGGCGAGGCCGAGGAGGAGGCGGCGUCCUUCGAGCUCCGCGCACAGGGCGACCAGGGAUCCCUGGAGGUGAGCCUGAGCCAGCCCACCCGCACCAGCAGCGGCUCGGAGCGGUCCCUGCUGGUGUCGGAGGAGAUGCGCAGCCUCAUUGCGGAGAAGGGACCGGGGCCAGUGGAGGACGAGCCUGAUGCUCUGGUGAAAGGCUGGCUGCAGCGGGAGGUGCGGGGCGGCACGAAGACCCCCUGGCUCCGGCCGCGGAAGUACUGGUUCGUGCUGACGCCCGACUCCCUGGACUACUACAGCAGCAGCGAGAAGGGGGCCAAGCGGCUGGGCUCCCUGGUGCUCACCAGCCUCUGCUCCGUGCUCUGGCCCGACAAGCAGACCUACAAGGAGACAGGCUACUGGAGCGUGACGGUGUUCGGCAGGAAGCACUGCUACCGCCUGUACGCGGAGCGGCUCGGCGAGGCCGCGCGCUGGGCGCGCGCCGUGCAGCGGGUCAUCGAGAGCAAGGCCCCGGUGCAGACGCCCACGCAGCUGCUCAUGCGGGACGUGGAGGAGCACGGCGGCAGCGCCGAGGCCCUGGAGCAGAUCUACCGCUGCAACCCGAUCCUGCGCUACACCAGCAGCCCUCUCUACGCGCCGCUGCUGCCCUUCCCCUACGGCGGCCCGGACCCGCGCGCCCCCGGCGCCCGCGGCUACGCCGCGCCGCGCGACGAGGCCGUGAGGCUCUUCAACUCGCUGCAGCAGCUGGAGUCGGAGCGGGACCCGGCGCCGCUGAUCCAGGGCGUCCUGCAGACCUGCCUGGACCUGCCGCCGCUGGUGGACGAGGUCUACUGCCAGCUGGUGAAGCAGACGACGGAGCCGCCGGCGCCGGGCGGGCCGGGCGACCUGCGCUACUGGCAGCUGCUCACCUGCAUGAGCUGCACCUUCCUGCCCUCGCCGCCCGUGCUGCGCUUCCUGCGCUCCCACCUGGACAGGACCGAGCGCCGGGCGCCUGCCUCGGAGACGGCCAGGUACGCCGGCUUCAUCCGGGCGGCGCUGGGCAAGACGCAGGGGCGGGAGUGCGUGCCCUCGCUGGACGAGAUCCUGGUGCUGACGCGGCGGCAGGAGAUGGUCUGCACCGUGCACUGCCCCGGGGCGGCCGCCUGCCGCGUGGCCAUCAGCUCCCACACCACCGCCGCCGAGGUGGCCCAGGAGCUGGUGCGGCGCCUGGGGCUCUCGCAGAGCCCCAACCUCUUCGCGCUCUACGAGCAGUCGCGGCUGCGGGAGCAGCCCGUGGGCAGCGCCACGCUGCUGGCCGACGUCCUCACCAGGUUUGAAAACCUGGCCGGGCAGGAGCGGGAGCAGGACCCGCCGUGCAGGCUCUGCUUCAAGCACUACGGCUUCCUGGACACGGAGAACGUCCCGCGCGACAGCCUGGAGUUCGCCCUGCUCUUCGAGCAGGCGCACGAGAUGGUGCUGCGGGGCCGGGUGCCCGCCUCGGAGGAGACGCUGCAGACGCUGGCGGCCCUGCGCCUGCAGAGCCUCAGCGGCGACUUCUCCACCCACGCGCCCUGCCCGCGCCUGGAGGAGCUGUUCCCGGCCGGAGCGCUGCGCGCCCGCCUGCGGGCCGCCCGGCCCCCGGCGCCCCCGGCCCGCCGCCCCGGGGCCCGGCUGCGCGCGGGGCUGCUGGCCGGCGGGCUCUGGGGCCAGGCGCUGGCCAAGCAGCGCGCCGAGCGGGACCAGCGCCUGCGGGGCCGCCUGCGGGAGGAGGGCGCCGCCGUCCUGGCUGGCAUCGUGGAGAAGUGGAAGCUGCUGCAGGGCAUGGGCCGGCCCGAGGCCGUGGCCGCCUACGUGGCGCUGGUCCGCGAGUGGCCCGGCUUCGGCUCCACGCUCUUCGACGUGGAGCUGCGCGGGAGCCCGCCGGCGGCCACCCAGCGCCUGUGGCUGGGCGUCGGGGCCAAGGCCGUGUCGCUCUACAAGCCGGGCGAGCCCGAGCCCCUGGACACCUUCUGCUACGGCCGCAUCUCCUCCUUCGGCGCCUCGGGCGGCAGCACCUUCCGCCUCUCCCUGGAGGACCGGGACCUGCUCUUCGAGACCUCCCAGGUGGAGGAGAUCGCCCAGCUCCUCGGCACCUACCUGGCCGUGCUGGGCGCCCGGCGCCCGCCCCACGCAGAGGAGCCGACCGGCAGCCACGCGCCCAAGCCCGCCCUGGCGCCCGAGCCCUGGCCGCACCGGCCGCCCUCGGGCACCUUCCUCAGCUAGCUCGGCGCCACCGCCGCGGGAUGCUCCGGACAGCCCGGCCGGGAGGGCGGCCCUCUCCUUAAUUUAUUUUGAGAUGCUGCGUUGCCUGGUGGGGCCCUGCCGUGCCACGGGGCGCCUCGGGCUCCCCGGGCCCCUCUGCCCUUGCAGGCCAGCCCCAUCCCCGGCUCCAUCCCUGACCGUCCCAGCCUUUGCGUCCAGCACGGCACUGCCCAGGGGGCCGUGCCCGCGCUCUGGCCGCGGGGCAGCGUGCGGUGCCGCGGCCCCUCCGGCCGUCUGUCGCCCACCUGACCCUCCUGGAAAGCUGCGGGCAGCUUUCGGCCCCACUGGCGCCGGAGACAGUGGGUUCGCGGGGCCGGGCGGCUGGCCGGGGCUUGGCCCCUCGGCAUUGCCUCUGUAAAGUUUGUCAGUUCAGUCUUUUGGGGGGAGGUGGGAGGGGGCGUUUUUCUAAA
Molecule: messenger RNA, 2825 nt
Organism: Rhea pennata
Lineage: Eukaryota; Metazoa; Chordata; Aves; Rheiformes; Rheidae
Gene: PLEKHH3
Product: pleckstrin homology, MyTH4 and FERM domain containing H3
Exons: 13
Coding region: 40-2376 (778 amino acids)
Biological process (GO): signal transduction
Cellular component (GO): cytoskeleton
Source: RefSeq, a predicted model, not a curated record